AUGCUGACGACUGCCACUCCAGACAUUGAUCCCGAGAUCAUCGACACGGAACGACAGAGAGCAAAAGCCCUGAUCGCAAGGCACCUUCCCAACAAUCACACCACGGCUCCUCAUCCUUCUCUUGCCCCUCUUCCUGCAGUCACCUUCUCCGACAUAUUCCGUCAAGAGAUUGACCGGGUCGCCGCGGGCGAACCCCGCAGACAAGGGAUAGACGUAUCACGCUAUGAGGCCCCUGAUGAACCAGCCAUUGACAGUGACGAGGCCACAAUGAGGGAGGCGUUGCGGAACGCGUACAUCUCCAGCACUUUCCUGUCAGAUCGACAUGCCAACCUUGAAUUGCUCGACGAGUUUGGCAAGAAUGCUUGGCUUAUUGGCAAUUCCCAGACGGAGGAGAUCCUUCAAUGGCUAGAACGUGAACUGGCCGGCCUUAGAUCUGAGGCCGAAAGUAUCAACAAAGCUCGGAAAGCUGCGCAAGGACAGUCCAAGGCCGAACUUUUGACCCUUCAGGAAAAUUGGAAGCGAGGUGUAGGCAAAAUUCUCGAGAUACAGGUCGGUACAGACCAGCUGCAUCGCCAAAUCCUUGAACAUCAAAGCCAACAUGCAGCAUGA
This is a messenger RNA of Cladophialophora yegresii CBS 114405, 609 nucleotides long. RefSeq lists its product as uncharacterized. The record is from RefSeq and is a predicted model, not a curated record. The transcript has a single exon. Gene Ontology annotation, cellular component: precatalytic spliceosome; catalytic step 2 spliceosome; Prp19 complex. Bases 1 to 609 code for a protein of 202 amino acids. Gene Ontology annotation, biological process: mRNA processing. NCBI's taxonomy places the organism in Eukaryota, Fungi, Ascomycota, Eurotiomycetes, Chaetothyriales, Herpotrichiellaceae.